Lathyrus oleraceus (garden pea) is the source of this 1287-nucleotide messenger RNA. RefSeq names its product importin subunit alpha-4. The record is from RefSeq and is a predicted model, not a curated record. Gene Ontology annotation, molecular function: protein binding. NCBI's taxonomy places the organism in Eukaryota, Viridiplantae, Streptophyta, Magnoliopsida, Fabales, Fabaceae. The transcript is spliced from 9 exons. The coding region runs from base 1 to 1287 and encodes 428 amino acids.
AUGCUUGCUUAUGGUUCUUCUUGGCAGAAGAAGCUUUCAAAGCCUGUUAUGACUCCCUUUCAGAGUUUCUUUCAGUCAGAGGCAACUCUUGUUCCUCUAAACUACUAUGCUGCUCUUCAAUUCUCAUGUUUAAAGAUAUUUGAGAGGCUUGCAAAAUUAGAAAUAGUGUGGAGAAAAGGCGCGCUUAAAACUAAGCUAUUUGGUAUUGAAGUGGAACAAAAUUCAUUCGUUCACUCACAUUUUGAAACUCAAACUUGGAAAGAACAUUUCUUCAAACAGUUGCAAACAAUGUCUCCUCCAAGACCUGAAUCCGAAGCUGAAUUGAAGAAAAUUGAGAAGAACGAAAGAAGAAGGAAAAGCUACAAAGCUAAAAGGGAAGCUAGUUCCUAUCAGAAGAUCAAAGAUGAAAUUCCUGAAAUCCCUGGAUGGUUGAUGUCUAAUCAACUUGGUAAACAACUUGAGGCAAGUGAUAAAUUCACUAUGCUUGUAGAAAAAGGAGAAAUCUCUGUCAUUGAUGAGGUAAUUAACCAAGGUGGUGUGCCUGUCUUGGUUGAAUUUUUGGCAACUGGCGAUACCGCUGAACUGCGACUUAUAGCCGCACAGAGUCUCGCUAACAUCGCCCGUGGGAACCUAGUGCAAACACAGGUUAUAAUUGAUCAAAAUGGCAUUCCCCCACUUGUGUAUAGGCUUGGGACUGGAAAUGAUGAAAUCAGAGAAAUGGCAAUAUGUGCGUUAAGCAAUAUUUCCUAUCAUUCUACCCACACAAGGGAGGCUGUUAUUGACAGUGGUGCAUUCUUGGAAUUAUGGAAGUUGUUGAAGCAACCAUUUGAGCCACGAUUAACUAUACUAACAAAAGCUUCACUCGCCUUAGCAAAUUUCUGCCGUGGAGAACCUCCUAAUAAAACUGUUUUCAAUCAGAUACGGCAAAACAUGCCUGUAUUAAAGCAACUCCUGUUGAUGACAGAUAAACAAGUUGCCACAAACGCUUGUACAACAUUUUCAUUAAUUGCUAGCAAAGCAGAUAUGAUCCAAGCUGUGGAUGAAGCACAAAUUUGUGCAAGAAUGAUUGAAUUAAUCAAAAAACCUAUGCCAGAAUGUUUUGAGCCAGCUUUGCUAACUUUAGCAGAGAUUGCUGCUCAGAAUCAUGUUUCUGCUCAGAGAAUAAUUGGAGAAGAUCUCCAAUGGCUUCAAUCAUUUUUUACGGAUCAAAAUAAUAUAAAGAUAGUUACACAAGCCUUGAGGCUAAUAUCAAAUCUCACUUGGACUGUAUUUCAAAUCCAGGUAUAA